Molecule: messenger RNA, 123 nt
Organism: Funneliformis geosporum
Lineage: Eukaryota; Fungi; Glomeromycota; Glomeromycetes; Glomerales; Glomeraceae
Source: the annotation of a GenBank genome assembly
AAUAAAAAUGAUACACAAAGAAAUUAUGAUAAAAAUCCUAAUAAAAAUUUAUCAAGUGAAAAUCUGGAUAAUUUAAAUGAAAUUUCUAAUAAAACUUUAAGUAACGAUUCAGAUGAAAUUUAA